This is a messenger RNA of Lodderomyces oxycetoniae, 1794 nucleotides long. It is a transcript of the gene GYP1, whose product is annotated as Gyp1p. The transcript has a single exon. Gene Ontology annotation, molecular function: GTPase activator activity. The coding region runs from base 1 to 1794 and encodes 597 amino acids. The record is from RefSeq and is a predicted model, not a curated record. Lineage: Eukaryota; Fungi; Ascomycota; Pichiomycetes; Serinales; Debaryomycetaceae. Gene Ontology annotation, cellular component: Golgi apparatus. Gene Ontology annotation, biological process: activation of GTPase activity.
AUGGGGAGAAAGAAGCAAGAGAUGGUACAGGUGUAUAAUGGGUCUAAAAACGAGUUUAUAUUUGGAGAAGAGGGAGGCAGGGGUAAGAAUUUAUCGUCAUUUUUAAGGAAUUUGUCAUUAACUGGGUCUAGUAAAAGUAGCAGUGGUACUUCUCAAAGAUCUAUUGAUGAAGCAAAUAGCAACAUUUAUGGAAGUCUAUCUUACAAUAAGCAAUUAGGCAAUUCAAAUCCAAGCUUGACAAGUGGCUCGGUUUUGACACCUCGUCCAUCUUCGAGUCGAGCGGUUUCGUCCAGUGCAAUCAAUCUUUCGCAGAAUAUGAUGUUUAAUCUGGACAUGGAUAAAGCAAGCAAAAGCAGCAAUUCCCACCAUCACCAUUACCACCACCACCACCACCACAACCACCAACGUGUUCAUUCUAUGUAUAAGGACUUGGAUGAUGAUUGGAAUGCAGAGAUUGAGGAAGAAAUAGCUCGAGGAAGAGGUGGAGGUGGUGGAGGAGGAGGGGUAACAAGUUCCGGAAUGAAUGAGUUGUAUUCCGACAUCAGCACAUUAUCUCAACAACAGCACAGUCAUAAUCCACCAAGAAAAGAACUGAUGGAACUUAGAGAAGAAUUACCCAAAAAAAGCUCUGGAACUGAAAGUCAAGGGCAUAGUAAGCUUGCCAAAUUCAAAAGUGUUUUGACAUGCGAUAAUGUGAUAAAUAUUCAGGAAUUAAGAAAAUUGUCUUGGAAUGGAAUACCAAAUGAGCUACGGGCGCUUUCUUGGUUAUUACUUUUAGGGUAUCUUCCAACGAAUCGGUCACGGCAAAGCUCUACUUUGAAAAGAAAACGUCAGGAGUACCUUGAUGGUAUUGCCAGUGUUCAAAUCAAUUUUGAUGGAGAAGCGGACUCUAAUGUUUCUUCGAGUACUUUCAACGGAAGCAGAGAAAAUCAACUCUAUCAUCAAAUAAGAAUAGACGUGAAAAGAACAAAUCCAAACUCGAAACUAUAUGCUCACCCAAUAACGCAAACAUCCCUUCAAAAAAUCUUGUACCUUUGGGCCAUUAGGCACCCUGCGAGUGGAUAUGUCCAGGGAAUCAAUGACUUGGCCACGCCCUUUUAUCAAAUUUUCUUGAGUAACUACAUAUGGCAACUUCAAGAAUGGAAGCAAAAGAAACACAAGGAAAAUGAGUUUCUUUUCAUUCCCGGGUAUAUGACAUCCGACGAUGCAAAUGAAGUUAUUGAUUCAGAACAAAAGUUAUUUGAGGAUACGAGACUAUUGGAUUAUAACUUGAAUAACUUUGAUCCUAGUUUGUUGAGUUCUCGUGUUAUUUCGAUUAUUGAGGCCGACACAUACUGGUGUUUAUCUCGCUUACUUGAGAACAUUACCGACAACUAUAUUCAUGAGCAACCAGGAAUUCUUCGACAAGUUGGUGAGUUGAAAACCCUUAUUUCUAAGAUAGACAACGACUUGAUAUUGCAUUUUGAAAAAGAGGGUGUUGAGUUUUUGCAGUUUGCAUUUAGAUGGAUGAAUUGUUUGUUAAUGAGAGAAUUGCCAAUUGAAUUAAUUAUCCGGAUGUGGGACACAUAUCUAAGUGAACAACCUUUAGGGUUCAACACUUUUCAUACAUAUGUAUGUGCAGCGUUUCUCAUCAAGUUUAGUAGCGAACUAAAGCAGAAGGACUUUCAAGAGAUUUUGUUGUUCCUACAGAAUCCACCAACUUCAAACUGGAAGGAGAAGGAUAUCGAAUUGAUGUUGAGUGAGGCAUAUAUCUGGCAAAGCUUGUACAAGAAUGCAUCUGCACAUUUAAGGUGA